UUAGGAGAGGCGGAUCGAGGAAUUUGAUAAAAAGGAAGCGCAAAAUUGAGCAAAUGCAAUUUUUGGAAGAUAGAAACAAGAUCAAAGAUGAUGUUCGGAAUCUGGAUCUUGUGUGGAACCGCUUUCUUUUAUUGCCACGUUGAUGCUUUCAUGGAAUAUAGUAAUAUGGUACCUGGAUACAACGCCCUGAUACGACGAUCGCAGAAAGAACCUUGGUGGAAAGGAAGAAUGUUCGAUGAUUUAGGUUACAAUCAAGCGUAUCUGGUCAAAAGAAAUUUCGAUGAAAUAGAUAAUGUGGGGUUCAACGAUUUCGGACCGGGCACCGGACGUUCUUGGUUACCCAAACGAAAUUUGGAGUUGCCAAGUUACAACUCCAGGAGAUUAGUCAAGAGAUCUUCACCCCCUUCCGAUGACGAUAUGAUGGAAAGCAAAAGGCAAGAAAUCGAUGAAAUCGACAAAUCCGGUUUCGGGGGUUUCUUCAAACGUAACUUCGAUGAAAUUGAUCGAAGUGGUUUUAAUGAUUUUGGAAAACGUAAAUUCGACAGGUUUAGACUUGUUAGGAGAGCCGAUGACGAUAAUUAAUUGUUUCUUUGUAUUUUCGUUAUAUAUCUUACCCUCCGACCUUUUAAAUUAAUUCUUUGUAUAAAUUAUGGGUUUAAAUCAUAUGUAUGAAAUAAAAAUUUAGUGUUUGAACUCUA
Centruroides sculpturatus (bark scorpion) is the source of this 698-nucleotide messenger RNA. RefSeq names its product orcokinin peptides type A-like. Bases 88 to 582 code for a protein of 164 amino acids. Lineage: Eukaryota; Metazoa; Arthropoda; Arachnida; Scorpiones; Buthidae. The record is from RefSeq and is a predicted model, not a curated record. The transcript is spliced from 2 exons.